This is a messenger RNA of Hibiscus syriacus, 583 nucleotides long. RefSeq names its product ER membrane protein complex subunit 6-like. The transcript is spliced from 5 exons. The coding region runs from base 112 to 474 and encodes 120 amino acids. The record is from RefSeq and is a predicted model, not a curated record. Lineage: Eukaryota; Viridiplantae; Streptophyta; Magnoliopsida; Malvales; Malvaceae. Gene Ontology annotation, biological process: protein folding in endoplasmic reticulum; autophagosome assembly. Gene Ontology annotation, cellular component: endoplasmic reticulum; membrane; EMC complex.
UGUCUGCUGUCUCGAAGUAAAUUCUCAGUAGCAGAACAGGAGGAAGGCAAAGUCUUUCGCAUCAUAUUCUCCGAUCCUCUGGAAAGUUGUAGACCACAUAAAUAUUAAAUUAUGGCUGGACAUAGUGAUUCAAGUUCGUCUGAGAAGAAAUCAAGUGAAGCUAUGAACGAUGUACUGGUUUUUAGCGCAGAGAAUAUGCAAAAUAAUACGAAAGUUAUAUAUUACAGCCGAACAUUUAUGUCUAUCAUCGGAGGGGUUAUUGCCGGGAUUUUAGGGUUCACAGGCUUUAUGGGGUUUGUCUUUUAUUUUCUUGUCAUGGCAAUUACUUCAAUUGGACUCAUAGCAAAGGCAAAAUUCUCGGUUCAUUCAUAUUUUGAUAGCUGGAACCGGAUUAUACUCGAUGGUUUCAUGGGUGGACUUAUGUCAUUCGUGCUAUUUUGGACAUUUGCCUACGACAUUGUGCAUAUAUUCUGAAGAACAACACCUCAUCGGAGGAGGAGCGGAGUUCACUGCCCCUGCCUUCGCUGCCGGCUGUUUGCUGGCAACCGAAUUCUUCAGUGUUUUCGUCGUAAAAACAUUAAUG